UUCAAGGGACAUCACUUUUCCGGCAGGUGCGCCAAGGGAUGUCAUUAUUGCGUCCUUGGCGACGUUUACAAUGGCUGAAAUGAAGAGUGCUGUUGAAGAUUUGAAAGAUGAACGAGUUCCACAGUGUCUGUAUUGGAACGUAGAUCAGGUGGCUGACUGGAUAGAAGAUCUCGGCUUUCCUUACUAUAGAUCAUGUAUAACAGAAAACCUGAUCAAUGGGAGAAAACUGAUAUAUUUAGGGGCUUCUAAUCUGCCAAACAUUGGAAUUACAGACUUUGAACAUAUCAAGAUUGUUGCUAAAAGUGUGCGUGAUCUGUUAACUUUAGAAGAACCAAACUGGAACAGAAGCAUCUCGCUGCCACCUAGAAGUGAUAUUGGUAUGUUUUUAGAAAAGAAAGCUGGAUCUGGGAAGGAGAUGGAUGCAGUGACCUAUGACAAAUAUUUACUUGACUUUAAAGAUCCAAAAUGGAGACCACCUCUUUCAAAUCACUGCCUUAUACUUCCUCACAGUUAAUCAAAUGUGCAACAUUUAGCACACUAGUGACACAUUUAGCAUACUGAUGUGACACAUUUAGCACGCUCUUGUGACACAUUUAGCAUACUGGUGUGACACAAGGCUUUCACUGCUACAGAAAGUGUUGACUUUUCCACUCAUAAUACUGUUAAAAACUGAACAUCUGAACAAAUCUAUAGGAAGACAGUAGCUCUGUUGAAAAAUACUGGAUUACAAACUAAAGUCAUGACUGAAAAAUAAGCUUUAAGAGAAGUCUAUAUUAAUUUAAUACAAGAUUUGUCAUUUUUCCACUUUGAUUACCUGUAAAUAGCAGCUUUUCACUGCUCUGUGAUAGACCCACUAUAUAUAUAUUCAGAUUCAGGAUUUUAAGAUGAUGCCACACUUAAAUUUGUGCCAAAAACCAUUAAUAGGUUGAGUAUUCACCUUAUUAGAUAAGUCUGCCUGAGCAUAUAAAUAUGUAGUGUGUACAUAAAAUAAUUAUAUCAGGUUGUUCCAAAUGUGCUUUUUAGGUUUUCUGUCUCAUUAUAUCAUUUACUUAUUUUUAUGCCCCCGAAGGGAGGCAUAUAAUUUUUGAACCGUCUGUCCGUCUGUCAGUCUGUCGGUCUGUCAGUCUGUCAGUCUGUGCGCAAUUUUCAUGUCCGGUCCAUAUCUUUGUCAUCGAUGGAUGGAUUUUCAAAUAACUUGGCAUGAAUGUGUACCACAGUAAGACGACGUGUCGAGCGCAAGACCCAGGUCCGUAGCUCAAAGGUCAAGGUCACACUUAGACAUUAAAGGAGAGUGCAUUGAUGGGCGUGUCCGGUCCAUAUCUUUGUCAUCGAUGGAUGGAUUUUCAAAUAACUUGGCAUGAAUGUGUACCACAGUAAGACGACGUGUCGCACGCAAGACCCAGGUCCGUAGCUCGAAGGUCAAGGUCACACUUAGACAUUAAAGGAUAGUGCAUUGAUGGGCGUGUCCGGUCCAUAUCUUUGUCAUCGAUGGAUGGAUUUUCAAAUAACUUGGCAUGAAUGUGUACCACAGUAAGACGACAUGUCGCGCGCAAGACCCAGGUCCGUAGCUCAAAGGUCAAGGUCACACUUAGACAUUAAAGGAUAGUGCAUUGAUGGGCGUGUCCGGUCCAUAUCUUUGUCAACCAUGGAUGGAUUUUCAAAUAACUUGGCAUGAAUGUGUACCACAGUAAGACGACGUGUCGCGCGCAAGACCCAGGUCCGUAGCUCAAAGGUCAAGGUCACACUUAGACGUUAAAGGUCAUUUUUCAUGAUAGUGCAUUGAUGGGCGUGUCCGGUCCAUAUCUUUGUCAUUCAUGCAUGGAUUUUAAAAUAACUACGCAUGAAUGUGUGGCACAGUAAGACGACGUGUCGCGCGCAAGACCCAGCUCCGUAGGUCAAAGGUCCUAAACUCUAACAUCGGUCAUAACUACUCAUUCAAAGUGCCAUCGGGGGCAUAUGUCAUCCUAUGGAGACAGCUCUUGUUUAAACUGACCUUUCAGCACCAGUUAUUCUCUGUUACACUGUUAAUGCCUUGUUAUAUAUACAUUUUAUACAGAUACUUGAAGGAAAUAUUUUCUACAUGAACACACCGUUUUGUUUUAUCAUAUCAAAUUGUGUUUGUGUUUUUGAAAUUUGAAACACAUUUUUAUACAGUUGUACAUCAUAUAGUUCCGAGAAGCAACAAUAUUGCCAUUCUCAGCAGUUCUGGUACUUGAUUUUGAUUUGUGCUGUAUUCCAGCAGUUUUAUAAUCACUGAAAAGUCCUCUUGUUAUUUUUUAAUUGUAUAAUUUUCAAAGGCAGAGUAUAAUUGGACAGUCAUGAACCACCAAAUUAGGCAGAUCAGAACAUCUCUUCUUAUGUUGAAUUAUGAAUCUAAUUACUGUGAAAUCAUUAAAUUUCGUGGGCAUGAAAUUUCGUGGUUUUGGUCAAAAUGACAAUUUCAUGGGGAUAUGAAUUCGUGGAUUUCAACUUUUGAUUAAAAUGAAAGGGAUUUUACUUGUUCGUUGGGAUUGAAUUUCGUGGAUUGACUCAACCACGAAAUCCACGAAAAUUAGUCCCCCAUGAAUAUUACUGAUUUCACAGUAUUACAAUUUGGACCAUGCCAUUAUUUUUUAAUUGCCUUUGAUAUUGUAUUAAACCUUAAAUUGUUACUGCCAUUUUGAUAUACAUAGAGGAUAUUUGUUUGUUUUGAGUGAAUAUGGAAUAUAUCUCACUGAGAAGUGAGAAAAUUUCAAAUAUUUUCACGAGCGCUUUGCGCGAGUGAAAAUUUGAAAAUUUUCUCACUUCGAGGUGAGAUAUAUUCCAUAUUCACAAAAAGUGAACAAAAUUAUCUUUUUAUUUUAUGCUCAAUUACGUUGAGAUGUGCAUUUUGCAACUGUUUUAAUCUCAGCGCGGGAAACAGACGCGCGUAAACAGACAUGACAUCAGACGUGCUGUGACGUUAUAAAGACGCAUGCAACAUAAAGUUCCAUUUUGUUUUAUUUUUUGCUGUAUAACGGUAUGAAAUUCCCUUUAAGUAAAAUAAUUUGAAUCGAGAAAUAUACUAUAAAGAACAAAUUGCGACUACAAUUUUCAUCCUGUUUUAAGCAAAUAAUUUAAAAUUCCUACACAAUGUAAUGAGGGGGCGGAGCUAUAUCUCCCACAGUGUGAAAAUAUAGAUUUCAUAUUUUCACAGUGUGAGUGAUGAGAUAUGAAAAUAUUUAACUGAUAGAAUACAGUAUUUCAUUAGUUAGCAUAAAAUAAACUAUGCAUAUUUUGUCAUUUGCUGGAGCAAAAUGUUGUAUUUGUUGUUGUUAAUUUGUAUAGUAAUUUUUAUGUGAUAUGAUUAGCAGUAUGUUACAUGAAUUACUUUAGUGCACUUACACUACUUGAAAGGUUUGAAAAUGUUUCUCAGAACAGAAAUAUAUACCUCUAUCUGUUAUGAGAAACAAGACACAAAAGCCGCAAUUGGGCAGAUAUUCUUUGAAAGAAAUAGUAGGAAAUAUUAUCCUUACAUUUGAUGUGUGGGAAAGUUGAAUUCAAAACUGUAUUUAGGAUUGUGGACUGUUAUGCUUAACUGUACAUGUACUGUUUAAAGAUAGUGUUAAUUAAGCCUAGAAACAGAUAUAUAGACAGAAAUCUAUAUGAAACAAUAUGCUUAUCUUCCCACUUUUACCUUUAAAUAUAUUGUUUGUGGAAGUUACACUUGACAACAGGCAGAUAUGAUCUUCAUUUGUAGAAAAUAUAAGUGAGACUUUUUAGCUCGACUAUUCAUAGAAUAGUAGAGCUAUUGGACUCGCCCAUGCGUCGGCGUCCGCGUCCCGAUUUGGUUAAGUUUUUGUAUGUAAGCUGGUAUCUCAGCAACCACUUGUGGGAAUGGAUUGAAACUUCACACACUUAUUCACUGUGAUAAACUGACUUACAUUGCACAGGUUCCAUAACUCUGUUUUGCUUUUUUACAAAAUUAUGCCCCUUUUUUGACUUAGAAAUUUUUGGUUAAGGUUUUGUAUGUAAGCUGGUAUCUCAGUAACCACUUGUGGGAAUGGAUUGAAACUUCACACACUUAUUUACUGUGAUAAACUGACUUACAUUGCACAGGUUCCAUAACUCUAUUUUGCUUUUUUACAAAAUUAUGCCCCUUUUUCGACUUAGAAUUUUUUGGUUAAGGUUUUGUAUGUAAGCUGGUAUCUCAGUACUCACUAAUGGGAAUGGAUUGAAACUUCACACACUUGUUCACUGUCAUGAUCUGACAUGCCCAAAGCAGGUCCCAUAACUUUAUUUUGCUUUUUUACAAAAUUAUGCCCCUUUUUCAACAUAGAAAUUUUUUGUUAACUUUUUGUAUGUAAGCUGGUAUCUCAGUAUCCACUAAUGGGAAAGGAUUGAAACUUCACACACUAGUUCACUGUCAUGAGCUGAUAAGCACUAUGCAGGUUCCAUAACCCUAUCUUACUUUUUUACUAAAUUAUGCCCCUUUUUCGACUUUCUUAUUCAUUCAAGCGACAAGGCUGUUAAAUAGUCGAGCGUUGCUGUCCUCCGACAGCUCUUGUUUGUUAUAAGAAAAUAUAAGAUGGUGAGUUAGAAAAAUUAUUUAAACAACUACUUUUGAUUUCCAAUGCUAUAGCUUUCUACCUUAUUGAUUUUUUACUGAAAUAUUCAGUCUUCUUAUAAACUGCCAUAUUUUCCUUGUUAUAUACAUACCAUACUGCUUCAUAUACAUAUUAUUCUAAUUUAAUGUUUUAUCCUUAUAUGGGAUUGUUAUGUUAUUAGUCAUUGUUUUAAAAUAACUAUCUAGCAUAACAAGAUUCUGUUGGAAAAUGACAUUUAAAUGUUAACACCCGUAUUUUUCCUAUGUUUAAGAAUACAUAAGUCAGUUUUUUACAAUUAAGCUGAAUAAUGGUCAAAUCAUGUCAUCUUUAACUAAUAAACUUCUCUCCAAAAUUUCAUAUAUGGAAAUCCAUAUUCAAAUAAAUAUUUUCUUUAACAAAGUACAAUAUUAUUUGAAUUUUUCUAUAAAUUUAGCAAAGAGGUCCCCUUUGACAUGACAAGUCUCAAUCAGUUUAUUGUAUGUGUCAAAUAUAACAUAUAUAUGUUUACACUUAUUCUUCAAUAAAUGUUUAUUUUAUAAUUGUA
Molecule: messenger RNA, 5109 nt
Organism: Mercenaria mercenaria
Lineage: Eukaryota; Metazoa; Mollusca; Bivalvia; Venerida; Veneridae
Product: sterile alpha motif domain-containing protein 15-like
Exons: 4
Coding region: 71-514 (147 amino acids)
Molecular function (GO): protein binding
Source: RefSeq, a predicted model, not a curated record